CCCCAUGCCUACAUUUGAGACCAGUGAGCAGCGCGCGCGCAGACCACGUGGGUCCAUUAUGUCAAUUCAAGCGUCCGGCCACGCUGACAUGACUGCUUGUGGCGUUUGUGUCUUACAAUAGUUAACGUUUUUACGUGUUUUCCCACUCACGUUUCGGUCUUUCAGGGGCACGUUUCCUAGCCAGGGGAGAAAGAAACAGUCUGUGACCGGUCAGAAGAAGUAAAAUAGGUGUUUAUGGACAGAGAGACUUGUUGCAUGUUGUGACAGCAGAGAUACACACAUUAAGGUCUAUGGAAAUGCAGGAUCUAGCCAGUCCUCAAAGCCGAGUAAGUGGAAGCAGUGAAUCUCCUAAUGGUCCCAACCUCGACAACUCACACAUCAAUAACAAUUCCAUGACACCCAAUGGCACUGAAGGUGAUAACAUCACAAUGCUUACAACUGCAGACUGGUUGUUAGGUUCUAACUCACAGUCCACUGCAGUUAAAACCGAGCCAAUGAGCAGCAGUGAAAUCACCUCCUCGGUAGCAGACACCUCUCUAGACAGCUUCUCAGGAUCAGCUAUUGGAACCAGUGGCUUCAGCCCAAGACAAACUCACCAGUUCUCUCCACAGAUUUACCCUUCCAACAGAACAUAUCCGCACAUUCUUCCUACCCCUUCAUCCCAAAAUAUGGCUGCGUAUGGUCAGACACAGUACACCACAGGAAUGCAGCAGGCCGCAGCUUAUGCUAGUUACCCCCAGCCUGGGCAGCCAUAUGGCAUCCCAGCAUAUGGCAUAAAGACGGAGGGGGGCCUGAGCCAGUCCCAGUCUCCGGGACAGACGGGCUUCCUAAGCUACAGCUCCGGCUUCACUACGCCACAGACAGGACAGGCCCCCUACAGCUAUCAAAUGCAGGGUGGUUCGUUUACGACAACAUCAGGAUUGUAUGCAGGAAACAACUCCCUGACAAAUUCGACUGGCUUCAACAGCACACAACAGGACUACCCUAGUUAUCCAGCUUUUGGGCAGGGCCAGUAUGCUCAGUAUUACAACAGCUCACCCUACACGUCACCCUACAUGACAAGCAACAACACCAGCCCAAGUACACCCUCCACCACCACCACCUACACCCUCCAGGAGCCGCCCAUUGGCAUCACCAGCCAGGCCCACACAGACAACUCUGCAGGAGAGUACAGUACCAUCCACAGUCCAUCAACCCCCAUUAAAGAUUCAGAUUCAGAUCGAUUGCGCCGGGCCUCGGAUGGAAAGUCACGUGGCCGGGGAAGAAGGAACAACAACCCAUCACCGCCUCCUGACUCCGACCUUGAGCGAGUUUUCAUCUGGGACCUGGAUGAAACAAUCAUCGUUUUCCAUUCCUUGCUUACGGGUUCUUAUGCCAACAGAUAUGGACGGGACCCUCCGACAUCUGUAUCAUUAGGCCUGAGGAUGGAGGAAAUGAUCUUCAACUUGGCUGACACACACUUAUUCUUUAACGACUUAGAGGAAUGUGACCAGGUACAUAUUGACGAUGUGUCCUCCGAUGACAACGGCCAGGAUCUAAGUACGUAUAACUUCAGCGCUGAUGGUUUCCACGCAGCAGCAACCAGUGCCAACCUAUGUCUGGCCACAGGCGUGCGGGGAGGCGUGGACUGGAUGAGAAAACUGGCCUUCCGCUACAGACGAGUAAAAGAAAUCUACACCACCUACAAAAAUAAUGUUGGAGGUCUGCUGGGCCCAGCCAAAAGGGAAGCCUGGUUGCAAUUGCGAGCAGAAAUUGAAGCUUUGACAGACUCCUGGUUAACGCUGGCACUGAAAGCGCUAACAUUAAUCCACUCAAGGUCAAACUGUGUGAAUAUCCUGGUGACCACCACGCAGCUCAUCCCUGCCCUGGCUAAGGUGUUGCUCUACGGUCUGGGAAUUGCCUUUCCUAUUGAGAAUAUUUAUAGUGCGACCAAAAUAGGGAAGGAGAGCUGCUUUGAGAGAGUAAUUCAAAGGUUUGGGAGGAAAGUUGUUUACAUUGUUGUUGGAGAUGGUGUGGAAGAGGAACAAGGCUCAAAAAAGCACAACAUGCCCUUCUGGAGGAUCUCCAGCCAUUCAGAUCUCAUGGCCCUGCACCAUGCUCUAGACCUGGAGUACUUGUAGUACUUGUACUGCACCACUCUCGUACAUCCUGCACCACCCCAGCACACCCUGCAGCCUUUCACCUUCACCCUCCAACGGUGUCCCACACUCAGAAAAAAAGCCCCUGUGCUGCCUGGACUGUCUUCCACCACACAGAAAGAAAAGAAGAGGAGAAUGGGGGAAAAACAAAGGCUGAGCACACGGUUAAUGUGCUGACAUACAGUCACACUUUGUCGUAACACAACUUUUUUUUUUUUUCUGAAAGCAAAAGAGGGAGGUGAAUUUACAGCGCUGAAGCUGCUUUCCCCUGGUUACUGUGAACUGGCUGCUUUCUGAAGCAGUCAAAGUGUUUUACAGCCCUCUCUUUGUGCCGGGACUCUGUCAGGGUUCACACCUGUGAGGAGAGCAGAGCUACUGAUGGUCUUGUCUGCCUCAUGUCAUCUCCCCACAGAACUCAGCUUAGUAAACUACAGGCCCACAACAACUGGUGGUGACAUUUCUCCAUCUGUCUAGUACUUGGUCUCACACACCCAUGCCCUCCCCCUUGCUCUUCAUCCCCUUUAUUUCUGUCUUUUAGUCUCCUUUCUGUCAUGAGACAGAGAGACAAAGUGACUGCUCCUCUGUUAACCGCCAGCCUGGGAGUCCUGUACUUCUUAUUUAUGAACAGAAACUUUGUGCGUGGCACCGUGCCACUUAGAAGGUACCUCGAUGACAAAAGACUCGUGCCUUUUACAAAGUACUGUUGAUUUCCACCACAGCAAGACCUUCAUAGAAGAAACAAAGAAGAGGUUUUCUAAUAAUUUAAGAAAAUUACAAAGCAUUUUAUUUACAAUGCUGAGACAAUCGUGUACAGAGGAAAUCCUUUUUGCGUGUAUAAGUUUGUAAUCACUGGACUGUUCCUUGCUAUAUUCAUUUAGGUACGUGCUCUUGAAAGAUAAUGCUUUUUCAUUGAAGUAAAAAAGGCAUCCUAUCGCACAUGAGCUUGUGCAACGCCUGUAAGUGUUGAUGUGUUCAAGUUUUGUUCAUUAAACAAAUAUGUAAAUAAUGGGAUUUUGUGAUAAAUCAUUUUGUCAAGACCAAAUGCAUGAAUGUCAAGUGACAGUGAGCUUUCAUUUGAUUUUAUGAUGUUUCUCAUCCGUACAGAAAACUUCAGUCCCAUCAUUAUACAGCAUAACAGGUCUACGCAACUCCUUUUUAGACUCACAUUUCAAGGCAAAGAGGUACUUGUUUUUUAGUUUUUCAGCAUGGAAUCUUGCAACUUGCGCUUAUGGCAUUUCACCAGAUUUAAGCCCUGACCUUGAAUUUUGGAAGCAAACUUAAUUCGGCUAAUUCGGUUUUGGAUAUGGCAUAUGGCAGUGUCCUGCGUCUUGUGAGUCAUUUUAACAGGUUUAGAUAAAUCUAAGAUUUGAAGAGCAGGCUUGAAUAGGUUUUAUCUUUUAUACAUGCACUACAGCAACUCUUGUACAGUGAGCAUAAUUUUGUAUGAUGUAUUGUUUUUAUUUCCACUUUGAAAAUACAUUGUGUCCUUCUUUGACAUAACUGAAAUACAUGAAGCUGUUUUCAUAGUGUUUCUACAACUGUGGAAAGGGAAACCAUAAUUAACAUUGAGAGAAAAGCCACUAACUUUGAAGGGUUUGUGAACAUACAGGACAUGUGCUAUUGACUGUGAAUUUCGUAAACAGAAACCAGCUUGUUGUGUUUCUAAUUUUUCCCUCCUUUGCACAUGAUCACUGUUGGUCUUUACAUUUCAAGUCAGAUGACUUCUCGUGCCCUCCCUUCCCACCUAUACUACUCAAAACAACUUCUCCCCCACACUCCGAGGUAUCUACGUAUUGCUGCUAGAUCAAGGUAAUGGUAGGUAGAUAAACAGAGGAAAUGUUUUGUAGAUUCACACAACAUGCUUUUUUAUUAUGUUGCAAACUGGAAAUACUUCAUACUACAUGGGCCUCAUUGUGAAAUGCAAA
This is a messenger RNA of Monopterus albus (swamp eel), 4063 nucleotides long. It is a transcript of the gene eya1, whose product is annotated as EYA transcriptional coactivator and phosphatase 1. Gene Ontology annotation, cellular component: nucleus. Bases 291 to 2120 code for a protein of 609 amino acids. The record is from RefSeq and is a predicted model, not a curated record. Gene Ontology annotation, molecular function: protein tyrosine phosphatase activity. Gene Ontology annotation, biological process: positive regulation of DNA repair; negative regulation of extrinsic apoptotic signaling pathway in absence of ligand; cell differentiation. The transcript is spliced from 18 exons. NCBI's taxonomy places the organism in Eukaryota, Metazoa, Chordata, Actinopteri, Synbranchiformes, Synbranchidae.